This is a messenger RNA of Dentiscutata erythropus, 450 nucleotides long. The record is from the annotation of a GenBank genome assembly. NCBI's taxonomy places the organism in Eukaryota, Fungi, Glomeromycota, Glomeromycetes, Diversisporales, Gigasporaceae.
AAAAACCUAAAACAAGAUGAUGAUAGUUGGGACAAAAUUUGUGACAAGGUUGAGUCUUGGUCCACAAAGUCAACUGACGAUAAAGAAGAUUUUUUUAAAACCACCUUACCGACGAUUGAAUUUGAGGAUCAAUUCUCUGUAAUUGAUCUGAAGUUUUACACAAAAUACGAAGAAUAUCUUGAUGAUGUGAGAAGAGAAGACACUAAAAAUAAGGGAGAUGCAUUUGAUUUAUUGCUGUGGAGAAGAAAGCAAUAUGAAGAAGAUUUUGAAGCAUUCCCACGCAGUGUCAAACACGUAAGAUAUCCAAGUUUACUUGGAGAAGCUAGUACUCGUGGUUCUUCCGUUGUCAAUGUACGAGUGCGAACAGUUGGGUCAACUUUUUAUCGUUUCAGAUGGUCGUUAUUAAGUUUUGGCCAUGCUUUUUAUCUCGAAAGUGAACGAAAAACUUAG